Anneissia japonica is the source of this 4764-nucleotide messenger RNA. RefSeq names its product interferon-induced very large GTPase 1-like. Bases 49 to 4764 code for a protein of 1571 amino acids. Lineage: Eukaryota; Metazoa; Echinodermata; Crinoidea; Comatulida; Comatulidae. Gene Ontology annotation, molecular function: GTP binding. The record is from RefSeq and is a predicted model, not a curated record. The transcript is spliced from 2 exons.
GUCAGUUGGAAGAGUCAAUCUCCAAAUCCACCCGAAAUCUAUUCAAAGAUGGGGCAUAUACUGUCUAUGCUGUACAAUGUACUUGAGUAUGCUGUGAAUGCUGUGUCAUUUUGGCGCCUCAGUGAACUUCAAUGUUUGAUACAAGAUGUUGGCCUAGAUGCAGUCAAGUGGACAAAAAUAUUGAGGGAAGUGUUAGGCGUGAAUGACAUUUUACAAUUAAAAGCUAUUGCACAGAAUCAUGAAGCAAUCCGAAAGGUAAUUGAACGUGCAGACAAAUACGAAAUAAGUGGGCUGCAUGAACUGUUUGAUAUUACUCAAGAUGAAGAACAAUCAAUCACAGAAUCAGAAAAUAAUUUAUGCGUGAGGCUCAAAGAGUUAGGAUUGGAUGAACGCCAUUGGCUUAGCAUACUGAAGACUAAAUUUGCAGUGUCAAACAUGGAUUCAGUUAAACAUAUCGGACUGGAUAGCUUGAAUGAUUUAAAACAUGUUUGUCAAACAAGAAAUGAAUUGAUGAAACUCCAAAAUCUUUUUGGAAUAGAUAAUGAGUAUCCUUCAUUUGCAUUGCAUUUUGUUAAAGUACAAAACCGUAUUAGAUUAAUUAUGGAUGGUAUUAAGCAAAUCAAGUCAUUACUUUCAAAUGGCAAAACAAGAUCUUGUAAAAGUGUUCACGCCAAAGAACAAUCAUUCAGAGAAAUCCUUCUGCUAACAUCAGCAAACUGGAUACGGCCGAACACCUCACUUGAAGAAGUACUAAAUGAUUUGUCCAAAUUGAGCUGCUUUUUAGAGGCACCUAUACCUACACAAGAUCUGCUGCCCUCCCAUCUUAUUCAAUCAUCUUCUUGUGGAGUUUGUUUGAAAGGCGUUCUUUACACUGGAAAUGGAAAUUACAUUUUUUCUGCCAACUAUCCAGUUUUAAAAGCUCCCUCAACGGUUCGUCUCAAUGGUUCAAAUUUAUCUAUAACGGAGGUGAUUAUCGAUGGAGACGAUGAGCACGUGAAAUCGUUUAUUGAACAUACAGAUAAAUAUGGAUGUGUUUCAGAAUAUGUUAAUCUACCGUCUAGUAACGGCAAUAAAUCGACUGCAAGGAUGAAAAAAAAUCCAAUUGCGUCAUUCACAUUUAGAAGAGACGAGCUGAGGUUUAGUGAUAGUGCUCUAGAACAUCUGAAAAGAAUCGGUACAAUGAUAGACGUUGACGAAAUCAGAGGGAUGGAGUGCUGUAAAGAGUUUCUAAACAUUUAUGGAUCUCAUAUUUUUCAAGGGCCUUUUCAUUUCGGUGGAGUUCAUUGGAUAACUGCAACAGGUUCAACAGUAGUCGCUCGUGGGGAUGUUGAUACACAGGCCAUCAAUCUUGAAUCUAUAGCAGCAUUCGAUAAGGCUCCAUUAGGCAGAUUUGGUCUUAGUUCUGAGUAUGAUGCUAAAAAAGAAAAAGGGAAAAUUAGAAUAGAAUACAAGACCCGUAACUCUAAAUGUUCAGUAAUAAAGGCUGUAACUUCCGGUGGUCAUAAAACAUUCUCUUAUUUGCCAACAUGGAAAUUGGGAAUGUCAGCAGAUAUUUCAUCAUGGAAUGUCAUUGAUCGAGGAACGGGUUUUACUGUUGCGAUUUGGGAAAUUCUAAACGAAAACUAUUCAUCACAUAUUGAGAAUGCUUCAACUAUAAGUUAUUAUCUUUUCAAAGCUUGGGUGGAUAUGUCAAAUGUGCAUCAUAUCUUUAAUAUUUCAUCUGAAUUACAAUAUCUGAUAAACGAGGCCCGUACAUACGUAACAUCUUUAGAAAAUAUUGAUGUGACAGAUGGCCAACGCUCAAUUCUUGAAAAUCUACUGAAAAUAAAAGAAAAUGUUAUCAAGCAUACAAGAAGUAUCAGAGCAUGGUCUGAUAUUUUCCUUGGAAGCAAAGCUUUUGACAUUUUAAAUGUUCUAAAACGUUUAAUGAAUUCCCCUAUACAUGAUACACUUGCAAUGGUUUUUAAGGUUAUUAACGACAACGAUAUGUUAAACCAACCGUGUGUAUCAAAUGACAAACUUAAUGAAUAUCGUAAUUGGCUACACAUUUUAGAAAAAGUAAAAGAGGAGAGAAAUGGUAGAAACAACCAAGAAAUUUCAGAGUUCAGCGACUUCACUCUACUUUUGGAAAAAGCUAUAAUGGAUCUUGAAGACCAAAGGCAGCACACAUCGUCAAACGUCGCAGCGUAUCUGUCGACAGCAGUGAUUCGACUUGUCAAUGUAUUCCAACGUCAGAAUCGGCUAUCAGAUGCUAAGUUUCUUUUGGCCCUGACGACACCACUGGGGUUUAGUGAAACAACAGGAUUCCUGCAUACAAAAUUGACUAUCCAAGACAUUAGCAACCUUGUACUUACGGUCAAAAACAACGUUUCGACAUAUACAAAUAUGAACGACGAGGAAAGAAAAUCAGUUUUUAUCUUCUCUACGCUUUUAGAAUCGACAAUGCUAACUGGCGACUGCUAUAACCUGAAACACAAACUUAAAAAAUCAACACAGGACCUACCAAGAGAGAUCAGAGACACAAUAGAUUCUUUGGAAAACGAAGAUCCUGAUAACUGGAUGAAAAUUGAAUUUUAUAUUCAACAAUAUUAUGGACAAAUAAAUAGCCACGAUCAAGACCUGAGCCUGCGCAGUUCAUUGUUCAAAGCCAUGCAUUGCGACAAAGAGAUAUAUGGAUCAAGAAAUAACAUUCCAAAUAUAUAUGAAUUAAAGCCUCAAUGCCCUGAUAUCAUUAAAGUGUUAAAUUUAGAACGGCAUUUCCCCAAGAAAAUAACCCGCCAAAAAGCCCUUAUGGUUUCUGAAAAUGUAAUUUUACGCGAUGAUCUUCAACACAUUAGCAACAUUCCAUGGUACUUGUUGCAAAGCAUUAUCCUGUGUAACUACGAUGGACUUUUUUUGGAACCUAAUCAGACGUCUAUGAAUUAUUCCGGUGGAAAGACAUUUUCAGCACUACUGAAUACACCCGCAACAGUAAACAAAGGAAAUAGCACAGCAGGCAUUCAAUUUAAUCCUGCUGAUGUACUGGUUGCUCUUUUUAUGUGUGCCGAUGACUUCUUAAGGCAAUUAAUCAUGGAGAAACUAACAAUGUGUCAGUUAAGUAUUCCUUUACUUCUUCCAUUAAUUGUUGAUGGUUCCCACAGUUGUGAAAUGCUUCUUUGGGCGACAAGAACUAUCAAGAAACAAUGGAAAACUUACUCCGGAACAUCGUGUGAGAGAUCAAUGUCUUUGCAUCCAAUUCCAAUCGUGUCUGCACUGCGCAUUGGUAGGCUUUCCAAAUCAAAAUCCAAGAUGCUCAACGCUGUUAUCAACGAUCAAAAACAUGACGUUUUCUUUCACUACGGAAGUAAUGGUGGUAAUAUUGAAAGAACUAUAUCAACCGGCUUAUUAGAAUUGACAUGGUACCUUCCAACUGGUAGAAAUCGGGAUAAAUUUGCUGAUGCUCUAGCAAUUAUGAAUUUACGAGGAAAUGCAUCGCAUCUUAAAGAUCAGACAGCCUUUUUAAGUGAGGUGUCAUUUGCAACCAUUGCAUUCAUCACCCCUGACAUGCUUGAUAAAUAUGGAUCCGAUUUACUUGAGUUGUUGUACCAGCAAAAUGGCUACUUAGUUAUUGUGUCGGUAGGCCCCCCUGGGAAAGAUAUGACAAAGUUACUUCUGUCUUUGGAGCAACGGUAUUCUAAAGGUGAGGAUCCGCCAAAACAAUCAGUAUUGAUAUAUUCUUCGGAAAAAAAUGAGUUACAAAUGAGUGGAGAAAUAAGAAGUACUCUUAAUUAUCUCCUUUCGAAAGAACGUUGUGGCGUACCUAAACGGAGUAUAGAGAAGUGUAGCGCUGUAUGGAAAAACAUUGGUUUUUACGUUGAUGAGGACACAAAAGAAUGUUUAGAUGCGAAAGCAGACGCUGAAGAAAUGUUGACAAGUUUACAACAUCAAACAGGCGACAGUGAUAAUGCUGAAGAAAAAAUAAAACUGUUACCUCUGCAAAUGAUUGCAAUCGAAAUUGCUGAAAGAAACAGAGAACUAUGCCAAUUAAAACAGAAAGGAAAUAUGGCAACUGAACAAUAUAUUGACAAAGUACAAUCAGACCUCAAUCGGUUACGAAUCAAGCAAAAAUAUGAUUGUAGCUGUUUUUCAAACCUGAUAAAAAUAUUCAUGAAAUCUUUUUCAUAUCCACCGCUAAACCGAAAAUAUUUCUAUUGCUGGGUUAAAAUAAUGGCGGAUCAGUGUAGUAUCAAUCAAUUGCAGCCAGUACGCGAGGAGUACAAUGCCAAAUGGAACCAAUUAUGUAAUGCUGUAUACAAAAACCAAAAUAAGCCAACUACAGAAAUAGAAUCCUCAAGAAAAAUCCUUGAUGAACUUCAGCGGAAACUUACAAAUCUCUCUGUAGGUUUGGAACAUUUUAAUAGAGAAAUUGCACAAAUCUACGAAAUGGUAUUGCAUUUCAAGUUGCCAACUUCAUCGUAUUCUGUUCAGCGAUUUCCAAUGGUUGCCGCCGAUAUGUUACUUGAAGGACAUCCGUUGGAAUUAAUGGAUGGUGAUGCGUCGCAUGUUCCUAUUAAAUGGAUAAAAGAUGUAAUGUCGUGCCUUAAAAACAAAAUGGGCAAUAAACGGUUGUUCGUGCUGUCUGUAUUAGGUGUACAGAGUACUGGCAAAAGGCUGGUGACAAAUAUGAUGACCAUCGUACAGAGUACCAUCGGCCACAAGGAGUUGCUGGGUAUCGUAGGGUGGACACAGGCAAACUUUGUGUCAACGUAUGCACUUCAUCUGUAA